Messenger RNA from Zonotrichia leucophrys gambelii, 13891 nucleotides. It is a transcript of the gene TET1, whose product is annotated as tet methylcytosine dioxygenase 1. The record is from RefSeq and is a predicted model, not a curated record. Gene Ontology annotation, biological process: positive regulation of transcription by RNA polymerase II. Lineage: Eukaryota; Metazoa; Chordata; Aves; Passeriformes; Passerellidae. The coding region runs from base 207 to 4940 and encodes 1577 amino acids. Gene Ontology annotation, molecular function: DNA 5-methylcytosine dioxygenase activity. Gene Ontology annotation, cellular component: nucleus. The transcript has 11 exons.
GUGAGGGGGAACGCGGGGCGCCCGCCAUGUGAGGGGCGCCGCGGGGGCGGCGGACGGGCCGCCGGGAGCCGCCGCCGGCCCGUGCGAGGGCCGCGUGUAAAGCACUCGGGGUCCUAACAGAAAACAAAAGGCCUCAGAGGAGGAAGCAAAGAGUUUUAAAGGCACAUUUAGAAAACAAAGCAGUCAAUGGCCGCAGACCAGAACUCAUGGAAUGCAGUAUAUGUGGUCAUGGUGAAAAAUACAGGGUGAAGACAAGCCAAGCAGUGCCCAUUGAGAAUGUGCAGUGUAAGGAGAAGGAGAGCAUGACUGGCCUGGAAGCAGAGAGGUGGGCACAUGCAGAGAAGCCAUCCUUUGGUGUCCAUGUCAAUGGUGACACCCACGGAGCUGUGACAGGCACCCAACACUUGAACCACGCUGAGCACAGCCCAGCCUCUCCCUGUCACCUCCCUGAGCCAAAAAAGCCCUCGGUGCACCCCUCCAGAAAUGGCAUCAGCACCCUGCAUUAUUCACCACCAGAAGCAGCUCCCUCACUGAACAAAGCCCCUGCAGAGGAAAGGACAGACCUGACAAGCAACUCCCACAUGCAAUGGCCAACGGGUGGCACUCUGAGUAACAUAGUAAGCACUCUGACAAGCGGCCCUGGCUGUGUUCACCCAGAAAACCAAGGGGAUGUUUCAAUGAAAGAGGAAAACUGCACCUGCAGCAUCUCUGAGUGCUCUGAUCAGUCAGUUUUGCAGACAGGUUCCAGCUUGGAUGUGCAAGAAAGCUUGAGUUGUCCUCUGCUGCCUGCAGGGGAGCUGCAGGCAGGGAAGGAUGGCCUUACAGUACCAAGUGUGGAGACACAGCCUGACAAUACUGCACUCCAGCCCACUUUCUUGUCCCUGAUUAAAACCAGAAAUUUAACUCUGGAGCAGGUUGUAGCUAUUGAAGCUUUAACACAGUUAUCUGAAGCUCCUUUAGAAACAACUUCACCAGCUAAAAGUGAAAGUACUGAACAUACAGGAGAAACAACUUCCCACUUGCUCCACAGUUUUAAAAGGGAUAUCUCAUCCUCCUUUACAUGCUCUGCAUUACAGGAAAUCAAAGACACUUACUUACAGAACGAGCAGCAGCUCCUGGCUCACUGCGCUCACCCACAGAAGCAGCUCCCUAAUAAGGCAGUGUUGUACAAUGGCCAAAGUUCAGUGUCUGAGCUGUGUGAUAAACCUGCCAGUCCAGCUGGGGAGAUGUAUAAAUUACAGUCACCCUCAAGAGAUACCAAACCUUUAUCUGACCUAACAUCUAAUGCAGCAUCGUUUUCGGGAUACCAUUCCAACAAAAGUUGUGUUCCUGAUCCAGUCCCCCUCUCAGGGUACUGCAAUGCUUCAUGUGAUGUCCAGCAUUCAGGGGACAACAUGGAAGCUCCUGGCCAGUUAGAGCAAAAGCCAUCGUGUGGUGAUGUGAAAUUGGAAGGUGGUUCUUUGGUUAAAGAAGGAGGGAUUCACAGCCAGGAUGAAGAGGACGUGGCUGCACAGCUAACUCAACUGGCAGCCCUGAUUGAAUCCAACCAGACGAAUCCAGAGCACAAGAACAACAUAAAGGCAUCCCUGCUUAAUCUAAUAUCACAUGAGAGGCAGCCAAAAUAUAACCAAGAAGUGGUGCAGAAAAAAGAAUCUGUAUUUUUUAGGCGUAAUUAUAGUUCCUUGCUGUUAAAGCAAAAGCAGGCGACCAAUAAGAAAGGAAAUGGUGUGCCAUGGAAACAGAGACACAGAAAGAAGCCUCAAGAAGCACGCUAUCAACAAAAUAAUCAAAACCAGCUAGAGCUGUUGUCAUGCCAGCAUAGGGAGUUGCAGGACAUUUGGAUAUCAUCAAAACUGCAUAAGCUUGGUCAAACCAUGCCACAGGACUCCAGGGUGGCUCCAUCUGAAAAAAAAUCUCCGAGAACCAAAGUACAGAGAGCGCUCAGUCAAAACACUUUAGCAUCACAAGAAAAAACUAGAUUAUUUCUUCCACAAGCACAGAUAAAAUUCCACAGGUGCUUACCUGAGGCACCACAGGAGAAAAAAAAAGACAGGUUGUUUGGCUGUGAAGCAGUGAAUGAGCAAAUGAAAACUGUGGGCUCCAGCGACCCACUAGGUGCUGAUCCAAUGAAAAAUGAAGUUGCUGCACGUAGCCAGCACAGCGACCUGUCCUCCCGUAAUCCUCUGGCUGGCUCUCAGCUGAAAACAGCAUCCUUGUUGAAAAGGCCAACUGAAAACCUACAGAUGUUUACAGAAAAAUGUAAUUCUCAGGUACAGCAAACAGCAAAUGUCAGUCAGGCGCCUCCUUUGCCAGCAAGCGUUAACCGGUGUGACGUGAGAGCUAACCAAGUGUGUAGUGAGAGCAAAGCCCAUGGGCAGCAGGGGACUCAGCAGGCAGAGCCGAAGUGCCAGGUGCUGCCUGCUCCCUGUGCUGGGGCCCAGGUGCCAGGUGCUGCUGGAGCUCUCAGGAAUGUGGAGUGUGUGGGUGAGGUGACCGUUCUGACAUCAACCAGAGUGGGUGCUGACCACGCCCCGAGCACAGGCGACUCAGGGUGUUCCCCAGCAAAAAACACGCUCAGCAGUUUCCUUGAAUCACCCAUGAAGUUUCUUGAUACCCCUACAAAAAAUUUAAUAGACACACCUACCAAAAAAGGACAAUCUGAAUUGCCAACUUGUGACUGUGUUGAGCAAAUUAUAGAAAAAGAUGAAGGCCCCUAUUACACACACCUCGGGACAGGACCAAGUGUGGCUGCUGUGAGAGAAAUCAUGGAGAACAGGUAUGGAGCAAAAGGAAGUGCUGUAAGAAUUGAGGUGGUGGUUUAUACAGGAAAGGAAGGAAAAAGCUCUCAGGGGUGUCCAAUUGCCAAGUGGGUGAUCCGGAGGAGCAGCGACGAGGAGAAGCUGCUGUGCCUGGUGCGUCAGCGGGCGGGGCACCACUGCCAGACGGCCGUGAUUGUGAUCCUGAUCCUGGCCUGGGAGGGCAUCCCACACCUGCUGGCAGACACGCUGUACGAGGAGCUGAGGCAGAGCCUGCGCAAGUACGGCUGUCCCACCAGCCGCCGCUGCGCCCUCAACGAAGAUCGUUCUUGUGCAUGUCAAGGACUUGACCCAGAAACUUGUGGAGCAUCAUUCUCAUUUGGCUGUUCAUGGAGUAUGUAUUUCAAUGGCUGUAAGUUUGCCAGGAGCAAAAACCCCAGGAAAUUUAGGCUUCUCACUGAUGACCCUAAACAAGAGGAACUUCUUGAAAACAAUUUGCAAACGUUGGCUACUGAUGUGGCUCCGGUUUAUAAGAAGCUUGCUCCAGAAGCUUUCCAGAACCAGGUGGAAAACGAGCACAUGGGCCCCGACUGCCGGCUGGGCUGCAAGGACGGCCGGCCCUUCUCGGGUGUCACCGCCUGCAUCGACUUCUGUGCCCACGCCCACAAGGACACGCACAACAUGCACAACGGCAGCACCGUGGUGUGCACCCUAACCAAGGAGGACAACAGGAGAGUGGGGGUGAUCCCGAGCGACGAGCAGCUGCACGUGCUGCCGCUGUACAAGAUCUCCCAGACCGACGAGUUUGGCACCGAGGAGGGCCUGGAGGCCAAGAUCAAAGCCGGAGCCAUCCAGGUGCUCACAGCGUUCCCCAGGGAAGUGAGGAUGUUGGCUGAGCCUCUCAGAGCCGCCAAGAAAAAGAAACCAGACACAAGGAGGACCCCGAGUGAAAAGCAGCCAUUAAUAGAUAAAAAAUAUUCAACACCAGUAAAACUGAAAACUGAAGCCCCAGAAAAUCUUGGCAACGCUUUGCAUUGUUUAGGGAACAAACCAGAUGCUUUAAAACCUGGGAUAAAAAUGGAGCCUUCCAACCACCUUUAUGCCAUGAAACAUCCUUCAAACACUACUAAGAAUUGCUCUUUACUGAAGCAGUACACGGCCUCCUCCCCCUUUAAGGUGGAUGGUUUACAUCCUUACCCAUCUCUCACACACAAGUCUGGCCUGACUGCAGUGACUAACAUUCAACAAGAUUUUUCAGUUCCCUACGGGUAUUUUGAAUGCAGUACCAAGCAACCUCACGUGCCACCUUACGUUAGCUGCAAGAGCUUUGAUGUGUCAGUGAAGGAUUAUACUGGAAUUGUGCUGGACGAGGAGGUGAACGGCGUGCCGCCCGUUCUGCCCCAGGUCACUGCUCCAGGCCCCCCGGGCCACACAGAGCCCCUGCCCACGGUACCUGAGCAGCAGCCAGACCAACAGAGCUGCCAGCUUCAGCUGGACACCUGUGCCCCCCCAGAGCCGACCAGCUCCUGUGACCCAGCGCUCCCACCGAGCUCCCUGGCACAGGACGCCCUCGCACCCGCCGCCAACUGCUCCCAUGGGUGCCCCCUGGAAAAGGGCAGCUCCCACGGGGGACAGAGCUGUGACUUGGACUGUGCUGAUGUAAAGCAAAGCAGUGCACUGGGACAGGCAGCUGAUUCUGAAGAAAAGGCUGAGGAGUUGUGGUCAGACAGCGAGCACAAUUUUUUGGAUGAUGACAUUGGUGGGGUUGCUGUGGCACCUUCUCACGGUUCUAUCUUAAUUGAAUGUGCGAGACGUGAGCUCCACGCUACCACACCAAUCAAAAAACCCAACCGCAAUCAUCCCACGAGAAUUUCUUUAGUUUUUUACCAACACAAAAAUUUAAAUGAGCCAAAACACGGUUUAGCCAUGUGGGAAGCAAAGAUGGCCGAGAGGGCGCGAGAGAAAGAAAAGGAGGCGGAACGCCUGGGAACGGAGAACGCCGAGCUGGGCUCCAGCAGCAGGAAAGCAAAGCAGCCGGGUGAAAACAGAGAUAUCUUUUAUGAAGACAACGAGUUCAACCAAAUUCCAUCGCGCAGAGCGCUGACAGUGACCAAGGACAACGUGAUCACCGUGUCUUCGUACGCCCUGACGCGAGUGGCAGGGCCCUACAACCACUGGGCGUAGCGUGCUGGGGCCGGCACACGCUGCUGCUUUCAGGGCUCACACAGAACCAGCCUCGUGUCCUUUACUCUUUGCUCAUCUCAACCAUUCUAAGGCUGAGGUAAAAACAAAAAAAAAGGGGGGGGAUUUCUUCUUAAACUGUGACUUUAACAUUUGGUGGUGCUCAAGCACAUUUUAAGCAAAAAAAAAAAAAAAGUUGUAUAGUUUUAAUACAUUCUAAAGAAAGAUUUUGGUUAGGUUAUUAACCUUGAUUGAAUCAUUCAGUUUAUUACCUUUAGGAAUUUAUAUUUUGGUGCUUUAAAUCGUCUGUUUACUACAAAAAUCAUUUAUAGCUAUUUUAACAGGUUCACAUUUUAUGGUGUUAAAUCAAGUUAUACAGUUAUAGCUCUACACAGCUCUUGGUGCUUAACCACAUCAAACAGUUAAAAAUAAAUAAGCUGAAUUAUUACUUCAUGGUGCCAUUGCUUUAACAACUUCCAACCAUUGCUGUAUAGUCCAAAUUACAGACCAAUCUUUUAGAAAACCAACUAAUUUUGUUCUUUAGAUUCGUCAGUAGAAUGAAGUUAUUGGUAAUGAUGGCUGGAAGUUGUUUCUAAGCUGUAAAUAUAUAUUUUAAAAGCACUUUCUAUUUUUAAAAUUAACUUGAAAUAGUAUAGUAUAAGGAUCAUAUUGUCUAAGGUUUGUGCAUACUCUACAGAAGAAAUGAUUUUGUUCUUGCUGUGCAGAGUUCCAUGGUGUCACAGGUGCAGGAUGUAUGCUGACAGCAUAUGUGGUUGUUUUCAACUUGCCCUUUUUCACUGAAGAUUUUAUGUGGCAUAUAAACAAGCAGUUAUGAAUUAUAGAACCUUUUUAUUCUUUUCCAAGAGAGUGUACAAACGUGGAAGAGGAGAUGUCUGGUCAAUCUGUGUGUUGCUAUUGGGAGUUAUGAAUAUUACCUGGUUUUUUAAGGCAGCAUUUGUUAUGGUUUCUUUGAGCAAUAAGUGCAUCAGUCUCAUUUGUUUCCAGCCUUCUAAGUUAACAUGGCAGCCAAAUGUUCCUAAUGCCUCAGGGGUAGGAUUGUUUUGGGAUAAAAAGCUACCCCCUAGAGUUGCCUUAUUGUGUUCUGAUAGAAAAAAUUAAUUUGGGAAAAAUACAAAGGAAGUGUUGGAAAACAAUCAAAUUUCUAAUAUUUAGCAGCAAAGUUUUUGUUAAUAACCUAUCUGUUAUAUUCACCAACUUUCUGAGUUCAGUUUUUUUACAAAAAUGUUUUGUAAAUUUUUGAAGCAAUUUAUACUUUUGACAUGGAAACGGUUAACACCCUUCCUUGAAAUUUAUGUUCUUCAUUUCUGUUGAGAAAGUGACAUAUCACAAAAGGAGAAUUUGCUAAACCAGAGGAAAAACAGACACUCCAUUGCUUUUAAAUACUGUAGCAUCCCACUCUUCUUUCUGAUUCUCCUCUCCUGUGUAUUUCUUGUUUAAACUUAUUUAUUGAAACAAAUGACCAAAUGACAGCAUAGCUAAGGACUGACCUCAUCCUGCAGCUUCUUCCAGGUGGGCUGGCUGGGGGCAGGAGGAGCUGUGUGGUGCUGUGCCCUCUGUGCCUCAGCCUGUGGGACGUGCUCAUCACAUACUUGACACAGUUCUACCGUGGUGCUGCUGCCCAGAGGAGUGUCAGCUGCCUGGAUCUGCUUCAUUUCCACACAAGGUGCUUUUCCCUGGAGGAGCUGAAGUGCAGGAGCUCCGUUGCAGUUUGGUACGAGGCGCGUGGGUGUUGGACACCCAGAGCCAGUCAGGACCUUGGUGCUACAAAUCCUUUGGUGCAGGGCAGAUCCAGGAGACUCCUCUGGAGCCAGGGCUGCAGCAGCAAUCCCUGGGGCAUGAUCCUGCCUCCAGUUCUGCACAUUCCUGGCCAGGCUGACAAAGCUGGUAAUGGCAGAGGGUGGAGGAGUUGAACCAGUUCUUUGGAUCUUACCUAUUUGAAGUAAAACCUGUAAAAACCGGGUAUGCUGCAAAUUUUAGUUGGAAGCUUAAUAUUAGUUCUUCAGAUAGAGGAUAUGAAGGGAUUGUAAAUAAUGAUGAAACAGAACCAAUAUUAUGGCAUUGUUUUGUACCAGCAGUUUUAUGCUUAUUGACUAUGUAAUAUACAGUAUACAUCAAAUCAUUUUGGUAUUUUGUGUGCCUUAGAUUUCCAUUUCCAAACUUGUAUAUUUUUGGUGAGCCGAAGAUGAGCAGGAAUUGCAGCUGCCCAUCCAGUCAGGGGUGCUGUACAUUCCACAGCUGCUCAGCCAUGUUCUUGUCCCACCAUGCAGAGAUUCAUUUCUUGGUUUCACUGAGAGCCCUGACAGCUUCAGUUUCUGCAAUGCUGUAAUUCAGCACUCUGCUGUGACAGAUUUCCUACACAAAGUUGGUAAGCUACAGAGCCAUCUCUACCUUUUAAAUGUUCAUACCAUUAAAGUGAAUCAUUUUUACUUGAAUCUUCUCCUACAAAUGCCCACAUUUAACUUACUGGAAACUUCAGAUUAAAAUGUUCCAUUGAAAAACCAGCAGCUUCCCUCUAAGAAGUGAGGCACUGCAAGGUGGAUCUGAAAGGAUCCCUUCAAACAGGUAGCCCAAUGGCAAUUCUAACAAAGAAAUGUGUAUGUUAACAUAAUUAAUACUAUUAACUGAUAGGUGCUAAACUCACAGUUACUACUUCAUUAAUGUUACUUACAUGAGAGAAAUAUAUCACCCACACAACAGCAGAUCACCCACGGUGCUCUUCCCUUGGCUUUCACCUAAAUUGCUUUUUCAGCAUCUCCUGCCAGGCAGGUUGGGCACUUCCACCGCCUGCUGUGGUUUGAGAAGCUGAUCCUUCCUCUUGCUGUACUGCAGUAUAGGAAAUGCAAAUAUUUACUGCUUCUACAACUCUGUGCUAUUUCUUGUAACACUUCAGGAUAUUUAUCAGUCUUGUACACAAAUUGCAUUGUUUUCAGUAAGGUUAUCAUUUUAUAACAGUGUUUAUCUCUUGAAAUCUUCCACUCUGUGGGUCUGUUCUUUCCUUUGCAACCCACACAACCACUUGUAAUUUGCUCUUAGGUUUUAACCCAAGUCCUUCGUGGAUAGCCAGACCAGGAGCUGGAUCAGGAAUGAAGGUAGCUGGCUUGGUCAGACCUGCAUGUUUUAUUGGGUUUCCAUCAGCUGGCACAAUGUUCUGGGUGAAAAUCCUGCCCAUGGAUUCAGUGUGGGCUGGCAGUGGGGUGUGCUUGUCUCUGGAUCAGUUCUUACAGUGUGCCAGGAAAAACUGUCAUGAUCAGCACAGGGCACCUCUGACUCCCCAGCAUUGUCUCAUCCCUCUGUCCCCUGGCUCCAGCUGCACUGGGAGGGAGGAGCAGGGCUUGCUUGGCUCCCUGGGGGACUCACUGCCCUUGUGUCCAGUUAAACAGUGAUUUACUGAUGGUUCACAUGCUGCUGUAUUGCAGGAAAUAGAAAGAAAUAUUUCUAUACAUACUUUAGUCACAAGAUCCAAGAAGCUUUUUAACUGCUUACAAAUACUUGCAGCUUCCAACCUGUAACAGUUGUAUUCAGAUUUUUUAAGGACUUUCUAAGAAUGUUAACUGCUGGUGAAGGUCCUUGUGUUACCUAUGACAGGGCUCCUCUAGAUGUAGAACAGAAAUAACUUGAGUUAAUCUGGAGCAACAUUUUGUGUUUAGCAUGGGUAAGUGACAACUUGUCUAGUACUCAAGAUUCUACCAUACAACUGUAUGGGUUUUUUUAAAGAGCUUUUUAAUUUCAUUGCAGUAUUAACUGAAUAUGGUGGAUUAAAUCUGGGUCCUGUUGCAGCCCUGCUGACUCCAAAGGGCUCAUCCAUGAGGUUUUCAAUUGGAUGGAUGUGGACCAACAUUUGUGCCAACUCAGAGUCAAUCUUGCUCUUUCACUUCCCUUGUAGCUUCUCUAAUGUUGAAAUUAGCUCCAUUUAUCAAGCAGUCACCAGCUUUGUGAUCCAUUUAUACAUCUGAUUGUUUCUUUUCCAUAGACAUCCUGUCAUUUCUAGGCUAUCAGGAGGGAAUGGCUGCGCUCUCAGAUACAGAAAACUCAAUUGCACGGCCACUUGCAUGCUUUGUGUGUUAACACCAGACACAUUCAGGCAGUGUGGGAGAAACUCCUUCUGGCUGAUUGUGGUCACUGAAAUUCAGCUUAGGGUCUUUGUGAUGUCUGUAGCACUUACAGAGGAGGAGCAGUGCAUCACUUUUGGGAAUUGCUGCUUUAGCAGGGGUUGAUGGGACUUGCAGGAGGAGGUGUGGAGGGAAUGUCUUUGUGUGGUACUGCCCUGCAGUGUCAGUGUCACAGCACUGCUCUGGCCACUGAGGUGUUUCAUUGUGGGGAUCGGGUACAAAUUCACCCCUUUCUGCAGUUCCUCCACAGGCAGAAAUCUCUCCUUUGGUCUCUGCCUGAUAAUCUGGUGUAAAAAAGCACCAGAGGAGGGAGAGAGUUGGCCCCCAUUGUCAAUGUGCACACACAAACAAGGCAGCAAGUGCUGCUGUCAUGGGCAGCCUGCUGCCCUCUGCCCCAGCACGGGGAGCACAGGGAGCUGCUGGUGCUGCUGGUGCUGCUGGUGCUGCUGCUGGUGCUGCUGGUGCUGCUGGUGCUGGUGCUGCUGGAGCUGCUGCUGGCACUCCAUGGUCUCCAAGGCCCUUUCAGCCUUGGUGGCUCUCUGCACAGCACAGCUAAAUCGCAGGCAAAGCUGUGAAGGUACAGUUGGGUUUUGAGUCAGCCUUCUGUGUACAUGUGGUUGCCAUGGUACUUCUUGAUACUAACACUUCUGUUAGUCCAUCUGACUUUAAAUUCAGUGGCUUAUUUUGUCUGUGACACACUCAACAUUCUCCUUGAAUUUAAACAGUGGCCAGUGGCAGCAGUCUAGAGGAUGUGGUUACUUACUCUCAGCAAUUCAGGAAGUGGUUUCAGUCUCCUCUGGGAUUACCUGAUGUUUAGCCAGCCUUUCCAAGUUGUCCACAUUCUGCUUUAGGAUGUUGCUACAAAAUUGUGAUUACAUCAAGGAAGGAGUUUUACAUUCGAGGUUUGCUGAAAGGCCAAGGAUUUCUAAUAGAACCUGAUCAGGCACCAGGCUACAUAUGGAUCACUUCCCCUAAGGAGAGGUUGAAUAGUUUCUGUGUUUGUACUUCCCUGUUAAAGCCUUUCUGGUGCUUUUAGAGAACAGGCAGAACUUUUUAAUACUGUCACAUUCUUGACUGAAUUAUGAAGACUUAGUGUUACAUGAUGUUGAGUUGUGUCCCUGAAAAUCACUUAGCAUGGCUGGUGUGGAUUAGUGGGUACCACCUUUACUCUGUGCAGCUCUCACUGGAUUCUCUGGCCAGCUUUCUCCAUUUUUGGCUCAACUUUUGGCUCUUUCCAAACCAUCAGCUGUGCUCAGUCAUUGUCACCUGCUGCUGGAUGCUUUCAGUGCUUGUAACUCCUUCAGGGGUUUCUCCCUUCACAGGCCUGGCUCAGCACUAACGCUGCCAGCCUGCCCGUGAGCCCCUGCACUCUGUCCUGCUUGGGAAUCAGCAGUGGCACACUGAGCUGUUCUCCUUGGACUCUCCCCCUGAAAUCCAUUUCUUUUACAUCCAGUCCCCUGGAACAGGCUGCCCAGAGAGCCUGGGGAUGUUCCAUCCCUGGAAGUGUCCCUGGCCAGGCUGGACAGGGCUUGAAGUAACCUGGAGUGGUGGAAGGGGGUGGAAGGAGGUGAGCUUUAAGGUCCCUUCCAAUCCAAACCAGUCUGAUUCCUUGAUUUUAUAUUCUGGAUGUGACAGCUCCAGGGUUUUUACUUCACAUUUUCUCAUACAGAGCCUAGAAUAUUACAGGUGGGAUUUUUUUAAUGUCCACUUCAUAAUCUGUCACAGCCACUGUUUUCUUAGUUUUUAAAAUCAAAUAAUCAGUUUUCCAGUUAAUUUUCAGAUUUUUUUUUGGUGCAGUUGUUACAAUCUGUUCUUGUAUCUGCAAGUAGCCAAACAAAAGAGACUUUGCAAAACCAUCAUCCCCUGAGAAGGACAAGUCAUUCCUUCUCAGAGUACAGGAUUUCUUCCUGUGGGUUGCAUCUCUGAGUCCUCUUGUCUUUUGAGUCACUUUUAACAGCUCUGCUCCAUUCCUGCCACCAGACAGCUGCUGCAGCCCUGCAUGAUUGCAAGAGCAGGAGUGUUUCUUUGCAUCUUCUUUAAACCUUAGCUCAGUCUUUGUGAGAUAUCCAGUGUAUGUUAAAUGCCUGAACUAACACAGGACUGCUUGGAAAACAUGUUCUUCCUCUGUGGCAAAAAAUGGAAUUGAAGGAGCUUGGGAAGAAAAGAAGGUGGUUACUGCCUUUUAUUAGAGGGUAUUGAGGUGGCAGUAUUGAUGUUUCUUUGUCUCUCUGAGAAUUAAGACUUUAGGAUUUUUUCCAAUCCUGUUCCCAGUUCACCAUCCCAGCAACUGCUCAUGGUGCUCAACCCUGUACUGCUAAGCUUCAGCUGUAAAAGGUACAAGUUGUUUCUUGGUGCUGUAUCCUUAAUUCCUCCAGACAGUGUAUUUCCCUUUCUUCUGCUGGGCCAUAAAAUGGCAUUUUCCACACACACUUGUGUUCCAAUGGCAGAAUCUUCCAGCAGCAUCCCUGCAGUGGGGUGCUCAGUGCCUGAAGGUGACAGGUCUGUGUGACCCCAGUGGUGCUUCUGCCCACACCCUGCUCCCCUUGCAGACAUUGCUCAGAAGCUGCAGCUGUGGGCAGGGCAGGUGGGCACCAAACUCCAGAGUUACCCCCAGAGCAGCUGAGCUGUGCCCCUCUUGGUGCUGCUUUGGGUGUUCAGUCGUGCAGUUGUUGGCACAGAACAUUUUAAUGCUGUCGUGGAAAGUUUUGUGACCUGAUCAUUAUUUUACAUGUAUAUCUGUAUUUUUGUUCUAUUGUAAUGGGAAAAGGGUCUAGGGUUUGGGAGUUGUCUUAAAGCAAGAAGGGAGGCCCUGAUUCUUAUUUGUGCUGCUGUCCUUUGCAUUGCACUGGGAGGAUGAAGGGGAUCCCUAAAUGGAGCUGGCUUACAUCCUUUGGGGUAUCCACCACACUGAUCAGAGCAUAAAAGGGCAGUAGUAUAAAUAAAAGCAAACAGUUAGCAAAUGACUGGUUUGUACAAUCAUCUGAAAUGAAUUUCAUGGUGUUCUUACUGUGCACAUACUGGCCAGUAACAUCCUCAUGUUCUUAGUUUAGAAAUAGAGGUUGAACAGACCUGCUUGGGUUUUACCAGGUUUGAAAUAUUUCCUUAUAUUGGCUGUCCUUUGCCCAACACUGUCUACAAAGACAAUGUGCUAAGAGAUUUGUACCUCUAGGUAAUGGCCAGCCCAGAAAUCUCACAAAAUUAUCCAAAAUGCUAUUUUUAUGGUAGUUCUUCUUAAAAUACUUGCUAGCCUUUAUCAUAACUUGGAUCCCUUUUACUUGAUGAUAUAAGCUGGGGUUGUGACAAUCUACUGAAGUCCCCUGUGUCCUGACUGCACCCCAGCUGUGUGCUGUGUCACUCUGUGGGUUUGGGGCACAGAGCUGAAGCCAGCACCUCCUGCCUUCCCUGACUGUGGUGCUACUUGGCAGGGAGAGCCUGGCACGGCUCUGCUGCCCGAGUCCUGCAGAGCUCCCUUGCUGCCCCUGCAGCUUCUGUGGCAGCAGCAGCCCCGCUGCAUGGCAGGGAUGCAGAGCCAACUUCUCCUUCAGAAAAAGUGUCAGGAAAAGGAAAUAUUCAGGAAAUGUACUUUCCUUCUGAAAUUUGUACACUGCAGAGCCUAAUGAGAACAGAUUUUGUAGCAGCCUUGUGGAUGCCUGUCUAACCCCUGCCACUCAAAAGGCAGCAGCUGAACUUCAUGAUGCUCUUGUCCUCUAAAUGAAAAAAUAAUUGGAGUCCAGAAGAACAAAUGGGAUAUCCCAGUACUGCUAAAAGAAAGGCAGUUCUAACCAAUGCAAACAUUCAUACAUUUCAGUUUGUAAAGAGAAUUACUCUAUGGUUAUUUGCUCAGUUUGGAAGAGACAGCUCUCCAUAAUGUGACAAUUUCACGCCAGGUCACAAGUACUGAUCAGAAUUUGCUGUCAUUAGGAAAGAACAUGAAUUUGUAAGGACAUGCUGCACUGACAUGCAGUGGCUAAUGAAUUCCUUCCUGCUUUGGGAAUAUAACAGAUUAUGCCAAAGCAAAAGAAAAAAAAGUCAUUGUUUUUUUCCUUCUCUCUUUCUUCUUUUCAAUCUUUCUUUCUUUCUUUCCUUGGGAUGCAUUUGAUAUUUAUUUUUCAACUUUGAGUUUGAGGUUUUCUUCCCAGUUACCAACGUACUGUAUUGAAAUCUGGAACAUAAAACUAACAUUUUUAAGCAAAAGGUGAUGUACAGGGAGAAAAAAAUCAGAAAGAAAAAGCACUUCAUUAUGUCACAGUAUUUCCAGGAGAAAGUGUAAAAAUUACUUCUUUUCUCACAAAAACAAAACCAUUUGGGGCCUGAUUCUUCCCUGGUGUAACUGAGCCCAGCUCCCUGAGGCUGGUGGAGCUGGGCAGUUGUGCUGGCUGAGAAACUGAACCUUAAAAUCUUCUUUGCAGACAAGGGAACCCUUACCAGCAGUACUUGAAGACUUGUGAGUUGUGACUGCAUGUUACUUGAAAGAUCUAAUUAAGCUAUGUUUUUUGGUGCAAGCAGUUGUUGUACAUGAUUUCAUGUUUAUGUAGCAAGAUGCAUUGAAAUGUUGAUACUAGUAUUGAAACAUACAUGUAAAAAUUGUCGUUGUGGAAAUUGUCUGUUCUGUUCUAUUUUUCUUGUGUGUCUCAUCUGUUUAGAACGUAAAACUUUCUUUUUUUUUUAUUGUCCUAACUGAAUAAGGCUAAAUGAAUACUGUAAUUGAAAAUAUAUUUUAAAUCUUGUCAUGAGUUUUUAAAAAGACUAUUACAAAUUGUAUCAUUCCUGAUUACACAGAACUUUGUGGGUGGUUUUAAAUAAAUUUUAUACUUCUAUUUUGCA